AUGCAAAGAAGAAUAAAAAAGGAUAAUAAUAAUCUAAAUUGGGAAUCACAAAUCAUUCACAAGAUUCUCAGGAAUGUUACUGUUGAUGUUCAGAGAAUGACGAUCUCUACUCAAGCAAUGCGAGUGGUCGUUUCAUUUGCUAGAGACCUCACAUUGAAGAUAGUUCAUCGUGCCAAAGAGUUGAUGAUCAUUUCAAAGAAGAGAACACUACAAUUGAAAACAAUGGUAUCUGCUUCAAAGAUCGAGUUGUCUGGUUGUGGUGAACUUCAGAAACAAGGAAUACAAUUCGGUAUGAAUGCCGUCGAAUCAUUCCAGACAUCAAAGGAUGCACACAAAGACCGAUCGAUGAUACCAAUACCGAGACUACGUGCCAGCGUUAAGCAAACAGCACUGUUUUAUGCCAUCGGUAAGACAUCGAUCGUAUUCCUCGGUGGUCUCCUUGAUUAUCUACUUGCUGAGCUAUUGGAGUCCUCUUCAAAACUAGCAAAUGAAUUGAAGCAACUAAGAAUAUCUCCAAGACAUAUUAAUCUUAGUGUUGGAAAUGAUAAAGAUUUUCUCUAUCUAUUUAGAGAGAAAACUAUUGCUCAAGGUGGAGUUCUACCAAGUUGUAAUGUUUCCAAACAGUUCGCACCCCAAGCAUCACCAUUUGAGAGUUCCCAUGAUUCCCAAAAUUUUUAA
This is a messenger RNA of Heterostelium album PN500, 678 nucleotides long. RefSeq names its product histone H2B domain-containing protein. NCBI's taxonomy places the organism in Eukaryota, Evosea, Eumycetozoa, Acytosteliales, Acytosteliaceae. The coding region runs from base 1 to 678 and encodes 225 amino acids. The record is from RefSeq and is a predicted model, not a curated record. Gene Ontology annotation, molecular function: protein heterodimerization activity; DNA binding; structural constituent of chromatin. Gene Ontology annotation, cellular component: nucleosome. The transcript is spliced from 2 exons.